AUGAAAACAUCAAGAGAUUCAGUUCGACCAGUCUAUGUGCCAUACGACUACGAUGAGAGAGCAGAGAACAUUGAGGAUUAUAAGCCCGGUGGCUUGCAUCCCACCCAUCUAGGCGACUUGUUGGGCCGAGAUGGGCGGUAUAGAGUGGUGCAUAAACUCGGUCAUGGAGGUUUUGGAACAGUGUGGCUAUGCCGAGAUCUUGAACAGAAUGGAUGGAGAGCUGUGAAGAUCCUCGCUGCCACUCAUUCGAUCGGGCACUGCGCAGAUCUGAGGAUCUGUGAGAUGCUGUCGAGCUUGAGCCCUCAAGAAAAGGACGUUCAUACCAGCCAUGUGGUCGUUCCUAUCAAACACUUCUGGCACAAGGGACCAAAUGGCAACCAUCUUUGUGUUGUCAUGCCGAUUCUCGGGCCGAACUUGGAGGAUGCUGCUCGAAGAUACCAACACCAAGAGGAACCAUUGAAAAAGAUCUGUUACCAGCUCGUACUUGCCAUGAAGUUCCUACAUGACAAGGGGAUCUGCCACGGGGAUUUCCGUCCUACUAAUAUCUGCUUCAUCUUGGACGGCCUGGACAACCUCGAAGAAGGCGACCUGUUGCACGUAUUCGGCAGACCCAAGCUUCUUUGUCUUGUUGAUGAUGGAGAGUUUGAUUGGCACAGCGACUUUAGAGGGGACAAUGUGGAAGAUAGCUCCCGUGAAAACCCAGAAGGUGUCGAUGAAGAAACAGACGAAGUCAACUCCAGCACGAGAAUUAUGGACGAAAAUGACCAAGACGGCGACGACGAUCAUCAACCAAGAUAUAUCGUUGUCGCCUCAUGCCUCGGAGAGGCUUCGGAGUACGUGUCGGAUGACAUUGCAGUGAUAGACUUCGGGGAGUCUUUUCUCGCCUCUGAUGCACCAGAAGCCACCGGGAUUCCUCUGGCAUACCGCGCCCCGGAGGGUUUCUUUCAAGACUGUGGAAACUUCGGAGUCGGUAGCGAUAUCUGGGCGCUCGGCUGCUCCAUAUUUGAAGUCAGAAACAGAGGUCAACCAUUUUUGGAUGGUACUCUCUGGUCUUUUCUGAGCAAUUGGGAAGAUCUGAGCGGUCCCCUGCCCGAGCCUUACCGGUCAUCUCUUGCCAAACAAUCCGAUGUGCCCAAGGACCCGUCCCAGUGGGUAUCGCUCAGCGAGGAAGAGAGGGAAGAGCGAAUAUCGGAGCACAUGGCGAGGACGGGUGUGCCGGGCUCGCUCCACAACCUGCUUCUCCUGGAGCAUCGUUUCACAGUCCCUUUGGCUAAGAGUGAAGCACAACCACCCGCUCCACCUCCUACUCAGAGCACGAGGGGCUUGAUUCGCGCUCGGGCGGGACGCAAAGUCGUCGCCUUCGAGAUGUCAAAGGACGAGGCGUUGCAGCUCAUGGACCUCUUCAAGAAGAUGUUUGCAUGGAAGCCCGAGGACAGAAGCACCACUGCCGAGAUACUGAACCAUCCAUGGUUUACCAUUUGCCACCAAGAAAAGGGUCCUCGGGGAUGGAAAACGUAA
Messenger RNA from Diaporthe amygdali, 1518 nucleotides. RefSeq names its product serine/threonine protein kinase-36. Gene Ontology annotation, biological process: protein phosphorylation; spliceosomal complex assembly; regulation of mRNA processing. NCBI's taxonomy places the organism in Eukaryota, Fungi, Ascomycota, Sordariomycetes, Diaporthales, Diaporthaceae. The coding region runs from base 1 to 1518 and encodes 505 amino acids. The transcript has a single exon. Gene Ontology annotation, molecular function: protein kinase activity; ATP binding. The record is from RefSeq and is a predicted model, not a curated record.